Messenger RNA from Lottia gigantea (owl limpet), 318 nucleotides. RefSeq lists its product as hypothetical. Lineage: Eukaryota; Metazoa; Mollusca; Gastropoda; Lottiidae. Gene Ontology annotation, cellular component: nucleus. Gene Ontology annotation, molecular function: chromatin binding. Gene Ontology annotation, biological process: regulation of gene expression. The annotation marks the transcript as partial. The transcript is spliced from 2 exons. The record is from RefSeq and is a predicted model, not a curated record.
UAUGGUCAUGCGUUGUUACCAGGAGAGGGAGCUGCUAUGGCUGCGUAUAUCGCGGAAGGUAAACGUAUACCCAGAAGAGGUGAAAUUGGGCUAGAGAGUAAUGAAAUUGAACAGUUUGAGAAUAUGGGAUACGUAAUGAGUGGAAGCAGACAUCGAAGAAUGGAAGCUGUGCGUCUACGAAAAGAAAACCAGAUUUAUUCAGCUGACGAGAAACGAGCGCUGGCUAACUUCAAUCACGAAGAACGGGCAAAAAGAGAGACGAAGAUCUUGUCACAAUUUCGUGAAAUGGUUUCGCGGAAAACUCAAAAUCAAGAUUGA